This is a messenger RNA of Uranotaenia lowii, 1035 nucleotides long. RefSeq lists its product as uncharacterized. The coding region runs from base 163 to 1002 and encodes 279 amino acids. The record is from RefSeq and is a predicted model, not a curated record. The transcript is spliced from 3 exons. Lineage: Eukaryota; Metazoa; Arthropoda; Insecta; Diptera; Culicidae.
AACCAUGGCAAGGUGUGGCAGUUGCCUCAACAAAUGACUUGUUUGUACCUAAAUUAGAUCGAUUGCCAUUGUUCGGAACCAGCCAAACGUAGCGAAAGUCAACUUAAUCCUGUGUGUUUUUAGUAAUUUCAAGUUUAACCAAACAAAUAUAUCGUUACGAAAAUGUCUACAACUCCGGGUGGAAAAAGUCCCAGGAAGAAAACUCCACUGCCCUACUUUAUGCAGCGCCCUGAGGAUACGGUUUUGCCCUCGUUUCAAAACCGGCGGACGCUCGCUGACCAUGUGAAGGACAACAUGCUGUGCGCUGGACGACGUUGUUACUUCCAGCGGAUUGUCUACAUCGGACGACACCCACAAGUCUCGGCCAUGACCAUCCGGGACCAAUUCAUGAAGGUUCUGCGGAAGAUGAAUGAGCAGACAGCGCUCGAAAUCAAACUGUUCGGUAUGAUGGUCAACUUCGAAGGGUACUCGAUGCACAUGAUAGAAAGUUCCGAAGAAACCGUUGGCGAGUAUAUGAGAUAUCUGGCCGAAAGUGACCUAUUCGAAACCAGUCGUGUGGUGUUUGUUUAUAAUAAUAUCAAUCAGAGACUGUUCCGGAAGUUGGUGUGGAGAUUCGCCGACUAUCUGAAUGAUCUUCCGCCAAGCGAAAUCGAUAUGAAGGAUGCUAGCAUUGCGCAAAAAACGAUCGAUGCCUUUAUGACGAAAGUUUACACGCUCGCAAAGAUGGUGAGGGCGGAAGAACUGGAUGAGAGAACGGCUUUUAAGUCACUGUAUCUGGACGAGAACUACGAGGAACAUACUCCGGACGCGGUCAUUUUGGAUUACAUCCUAAGCCUGAGGUGUCUGUUCACCAUCCAAGAGUACGGUCAGUUCUACGGAGUGCUUCCGGACGUUUCGACAUUCCGGGAGCGGGUUUGGCCGAUACCCCAGGACUUCACCCCGUACGAUGUAUUUGACGAGGGAAAAUAUCAAAUCAACCUUACAUUCGGUAAUGUGGCGUAAAAGUUUACGGCGAAAGGAAGAAUCAAUAAUAAA